AUGGCCGAGACGGAGGAGCGGAGCCUGGACAACUUCUUCGCUAAGAGGGACAAGAAGAAGAAGAAGGAGCGGAGUAACCGGGCGGCGAGUGCCGCGGGCGCGGCGGGCGGCGCUGGCGGGAGUGGUGGAUCGGCCGGCGCGGCGAGCGGCGGGGCGACCGCGGGGGCCCGGCCGGGUGACGGCGGGACGGCGGGGGCUGCGGGCCCUGGGGCCGCCACCAAGACCGUGACGAAGGAUGAAGAUGAAUGGAAAGAGUUUGAGCAGAAAGAGGUUGAUUACAGUGGCCUCCGAGUUCAGGCAAUGCAGAUAAGUGAAAAGGAAGAAGAUGAUAGUGAAAAGAGAGAAGAUCCAGGUGAUAACUGGGAAGAAGGUGGUGGCGGUAGCAGCGGUGGUAUAGAGAAAUCUUCAGGUCCCUGGAAUAAAACCGCUCCAGUACAAGCACCUCCUGCUCCAGUAAUUGUUACAGAAACCCCAGAACCGGCAAUGACUAGUGGUGUGUAUAGGCCUCCUGGGGCCAGGUUAACCACAACAAGGAAAACACCACAAGGACCACCAGAAACCUACAGCCACACACACUUCCCUUCCCUGCAGUCCACUGCCAAGCAUGUAGAAAGCCGGAAGGAUAAAGAAAUGGAGAAGAGCUUUGAAGUAGUAAGACACAAAAAUAGAGGUAGGGAUGAGGUUUCAAAAAACCAGGCCCUUAAACUUCAGCUAGACAACCAGUAUGCUGUGCUUGAAAAUCAGAACAGCAGCCACACACAGUACAAUUAA
Messenger RNA from Chrysochloris asiatica (Cape golden mole), 771 nucleotides. It is a transcript of the gene CDV3, whose product is annotated as CDV3 homolog (mouse). The transcript is spliced from 5 exons. The coding region runs from base 1 to 771 and encodes 256 amino acids. Gene Ontology annotation, cellular component: cytoplasm. NCBI's taxonomy places the organism in Eukaryota, Metazoa, Chordata, Mammalia, Afrosoricida, Chrysochloridae. The record is from RefSeq and is a predicted model, not a curated record.